UUUGAAAUAUUGAAAAGGGACAUCGGAUUGCUAAGACAAUGGAGCCUUCUCCUAAGAAAUCAAAACCUAAUACCCCUGACAAGAAAAUCUUGAUUCGUUUGAGUGAUGCAUUCAUUCGUACUGAUGGGAAAAUUAUCUGCCCUGUCAUUAAAGCUCAAAACUCUAUUCGUGUUCUAUACAAGCUCGAUAAAGAUCAGUUAAUAGAAAUAUUACGAGAUGUAGGAUGGGCAACUGGAUUGACUUAUCAACGUGUUGACUUGAAAACAUUCACAGCCAGAGAGAUUGAGGGCAAUCUAUUCAUUGAAUAUUUGUCUUUCAAAAGCAUUGUUGAGAAGAAAAAACUGGAUGAAUUCAAAAGAAACCUCCUAUCUAAAUUAUCAGAGGUUUUGGAAGUAAAAGAUAUUGUAAUAGAUGAAGUGAAGGACACCAAUGAAAUUAUCCCACAGCCAUUCAUUUCAGAAGCCGACUUUGAAUUGCACAAAUUAACUUUGUGCUCCAAUGAAAUAUCUGAUAUAUCAGAUGAGUGUGAAGAUAGAAUAGAUUUAUUCAUUGCUGCACACAACAUCAAAGCAGAACUCGAAGAUUUGAAAGAAGAUUAUACCAAAUUUGCGGUUCUCUCUCAGAAUGGAAAAGGAAAAAGUUUUAUCCUUAACCUUCUGAUGCUACUGACAGCUGAUAAUGAGGCCGAAUAUCGGAAAAAUAAUGAAUAUUUAAAGCUACCACAGGACAUUCCACAAGAUACUCCAAUACACCUGAUAUGUGAAACUGAAUUUAAUCUUCCAGAUGUGGUAAAAGACUUUGUUAAAGCUGUUGAAAACAAGAAGUUAGACUUUCAGACAAUACUUUCUCCUAUCUGCCACCAACUUCAAAAUGUAGCAGAGUCCAAGUCUAAUGCAUCAUUGAAAUCUCUCGAAAACAUUCGCAACUAUUUUUCCAAAAAGAAAAGACUUGAGUUAGAGGCAUACAUUCUUCCUCAGAAGGAAAUACAUGGCAGCUAUGAAUCUACAACAAAGUGCAUCAUUCACUUGCGAUAUGGAAUGGUUUACCAAAUGAGUGUACAGUACUUUGAUGCUAAAGAACUUCAAGAACAACUUUUUGAGCUGGUAACAUUCGACAAAGAAGACAAAAGCAGUGACAUAAAUGAAGAUGUGAAUGAGAAAGCUCAGGAAUGCUUAAAGGCCAGAUUUAAAAUUCUGACUGGACAGGACUAUAAUGCUAAGGAAAUAUUUAGGUCUCCUGAAGAAAUUGUGCUUUCUGGUGAAGUUAUGCAGUUUGCAGGAAAAACUGAGUUAUAUUUUGGAAAAGGGAAAAAUUCCGCUCAAGAACGUCUUGCUUUGCAGGCUAUUCUUAAGGACCUAACAAUAUCUCAAGACGAAGAUGACAAUGAACCCAUUACAAAAAUUGCUGCUGUCAAAAAGAUUGUUGUCUAUUUGCCCAGCAAAAUAUUACAUGGAGGAAAAGAGAUUUUAGAAAUGCCAGGAACCGACGAUUCCGACCCUAUGGCAAUGGAUUUUAUUAGAAAUGCGUUGGAGGAGGUGGAUGCAGUCAUCCUUUUUACAGAUUUUUCUUUCAAACUCGCUGAAAAAGAAGUAAAGGAUAUGUUAUCCAAUUCUGGUUUUCUGAAAAGGUUUAAGGAAAAUCCCCGUGACUAUAAGCUCAUGCUUCUCACUUAUCCAGAAAAGAAUCUAAAUUUCCAGUUUGGAGAAAAUGACAGUACCAAGAUAAGAAAACUGGAACAAGAAGGGAUCAAGAAAAGAACAGAGGAACUGAACAUUAUGAAAAAAAUGUUUAAACCGGAUCUGCUGAAUCAGGAUGUGGAACAUAACAUCAUUACUAUGUACACAUUACCCGUGCUGUACACAUCAAUUCUUUCACAACAGGAAUUAGAACACAAGGUACUUACUAAAUAUGAAUAUUUUUUAAAAUAUACUGGAAUAUUCAGUCUCAUUGGUCACCUUGAUGAGUUUGUUGCAUCAAAACACAAAUCCAGCUUCAAAGAGGUGCAGACGAGGCUUUCUGACUUUCAACAAGAAAUAAAUGAAGGAAUGAGGGCUGAUGAUGCAAAAUCAAUAAUACUGUUGCUAAACAACAAUGAGUUCAAAGCCACGUACGAACAAGAAAUGUUUACAAAUCAUGAACGUUUGGCUGCUACCCUAAAGAAAGACAUUGAAUCGUUGUUCUUGCCUAUGUCUGUGAUAUCUAAAAAGAUAAAAGAGAUACUGGAAGUAACCUUACAACUUGCAAUGGCUCGGUGGAAAGUAGAUAAAAACAAAGUGACAUCCAUUUCACUUUACAACCCACAGUUUAGUGGCAGACAUCCCGCAUUCAAGGUUAGGUUAUUUUACACUUUUUUUGAAGACCUGGAAGAAAAAAAAACAGAACUAUCCCAUUUGAUUAAAGAUCAAAUAGAAGUCUGUCUUCAGAAAUAUAAGGAAAAAGCAAUUUCACAAUGCAGUCAAGACCUCAAUAGGUUGCUCAGCCAUCUGGACAGGAAUACUGUUUCAUCGGACUUUGUCAGAAAAAUCGUUAGCACUAAUCUGGAUAUUGCUCUGGGAUGGUAUGAAGGAAAAACAAAGCUUCCCUUCAAUAGGAAGAAAAUUGAAGAAAAUUUCCGAAUGAGCCAGCAGGAAAGUCUGAAAGACAUCAUAUUGAGGCCAAAUUUCAACAAUAAUACAGUGGCAAAUGCUAAAAUUCAGACUGAGAAAAAUUUAGAAGAUUGCAUAGAAAGUGUGGAAGAGUAUUUCAUCACAAAUCUGCAAAAACUGCAUGCGAACAGUUGGAAACGCCUCAAGAACAAACUUUUCAUGCCCAAUGGAUCUUAUAAGAUGUGGCAGCAAGUGAUACAGUCUAUAAAGACUCUAGCCAAAGACAGUGAAGGAGAUAACCACAGGGAACAAAUAGCCAAGUUGAAUAUCAUGGUAAUAUUUCCCAUUUUAAACUUUUAUUGCUAUACCAGUAAAUUGGUGCAGUAA
This is a messenger RNA of Pelobates fuscus (common spadefoot toad), 2972 nucleotides long. RefSeq lists its product as uncharacterized. The transcript has 22 exons. The record is from RefSeq and is a predicted model, not a curated record. Lineage: Eukaryota; Metazoa; Chordata; Amphibia; Anura; Pelobatidae. Bases 39 to 2972 code for a protein of 977 amino acids.